GAUUUGAAAUCCAUUUGUCUGGAUUCUCGUUUGUCUGGAUUUCAAAUCUACAUGUAAAAAUGCAAAGAUGCUGAAAUGGAACGAAGCUUUCAAAAGAGUAACUCAUUUGUCUGGAUUCUCGUUAACGCACUACCGGUCUGAGGCGGAGUUUAUUCGAGCCAUUGUUGAAUGGAUAUCCUUGCAAUUUGAUUAUACACUCACAAGUGUCGCUGGGCAUGAUGAACUUGUUGGAAUGGACUCUCGUCUUGAGGAAAUGAAUUUGCAUUUAGAUUUGGCAUCAAAUGAUGUUCGCUUUAUAGGGAUAUGCGGGAUGAGUGGAAUAGGCAAGACAACCCUUGCAAGAUUUGUCUUUGUAAGAAUCCGUCAUCAAUUUGAAGCUAGCAGGUUUCUUGAAAAUGUUAGCGAGGGUUCUAAAUCAUAUGGUUUAGCUGCUUUUCCAAUCUUGUGCAGCCUUGAAGAAUCAGCUUCUCAAGAUUUGGGAAUCCAGUGA
Molecule: messenger RNA, 490 nt
Organism: Carya illinoinensis
Lineage: Eukaryota; Viridiplantae; Streptophyta; Magnoliopsida; Fagales; Juglandaceae
Product: disease resistance protein RPV1-like
Exons: 2
Coding region: 68-490 (140 amino acids)
Biological process (GO): defense response
Molecular function (GO): ADP binding
Source: RefSeq, a predicted model, not a curated record